GACCAACAUGGGGCGCUGUGUUUGAAAGUCAGACAGGAUCAACUUCCGGUUUAUUGACCAAUUAGAAGCGACGGAGGAAGUUUUGAACUGAACAUUCUGGACGAUACGAGAGUUGCUAUUUCAUUUGUGACAUUUGAGUGUUUUUCUGAUUGUCUGUUUACUGUCUGUUGGAGCUGCACGGAUGGAGGAGCAGCCUGCCUGUAGACAGUCAGCUGGUGUGGGUGAGGCCCAUGACAGCAGCAGGCUCCUGGAUCAGGAGGCCGGGGUCCUCCAGGUCAGCGAGUACUGCAAAGACCUCCUGAUGAGGGGGCAGGAGGAGAUGAGCGUGGAGGAGCUGCGGGCUGAGAGAUACUUUGAGCUGAAGAAGAAGAAGAUGCAGGAGAAGCUACUACAUCUUAAGGAGGAAGAGGAGCAGCUCAGGCAGGAGCUGGAGAAGAAGAGGCUGCAGCUCAAUGUCAGUCAGAAUAGGAACUCCUCUGAACCUGCCGCCUCUGAAUCCUUCGUCAUUAAUGAGAGUGCUGCAGAAAACCCUGCUGGGAAGUCUGAGGCCUCUUCAAGCAAGCGGCCCAAUGACCUCGUCCUGAAAGUGGAUGAACAGAGACUCUGCUUGAAUAUCCAGUGUCCAGGACUUCCAGUGGAUUUAAAGAAGUCUGAGCCCCUGACCACCUCCAAACCACGAGAGAACCUGAGCCCCAUCGAGGAGACCAGUGUGGAGUCCCUGCCCUCUGGAGGCUGCAGUCCUCUAGAUCACGCCACACAGGUUGAUACAAACUCCAAUCAUCUGUUCGCAGUGAAUCCCUGCGAUGCGGAUGUUCGACGGAGGCUCUUGGAGAACUCCGACAUCUUUUCCUCCCCGAACUUCCACUCACAGCGCGGAUCUCGUCCUGUUGUGACUGAGCGCAGCUUUCUACAUCUGGGGGGUGCUGUAUUUGAGAUUUACUCCACAUUGGUGGAUGGAGAUGGCUUCUCAGUCUUUGAAGCGAGCACAGAAGAUAAUAUGGUCCUCAUUAAGGUGGACAGCUGCUCCACCCCCUGGGAUUUUUACCAGUUUGGUCGCUUAAGGAGUUCCUCCGCUGGAAUUGGGCUUCCUCUGAUCAGCUGCUUCCUGUUUGACGACGGCUGUAUAAGCGUCUACACCCCGCCGCAGGGCCACACGUUCACGAAGCUGACCAAGUCGGCUCCAGACGAGCUCCUGGUGGGAUAUCAAGCCAUCGGCCUGUUGCAGCUACUGUUGCAGUUGCACUCCUGCAGGCUGCUGCAUGCGGCGCUGCGGCCCAACGUUCUCACCUGCUGUCACAUAGUGGAGCAGCAGCCGUGCUGCAUCUUCCCCACAGACUGGUCAACGUCGGUGGAUCUGGAGCUGCAGCAGAACAUCACAUCCGUCCAGCACCUCCCAUCUGCUCAACCCUACAUCCACGUGGGUCUCCUGGAACCCAGCGCCCCCCCUCACCUGGUUGACCUGGUGGGCGUGGCGGAAACGGUUCACCUCCUCCUGACCAACAGCCCCAUGGUUCUGGUGAAGGACGCUGACGGCUGGCAGGUGGAGCGCUUCAGUAGAGACCAACCCUGCGACAUCUGCACAACUAUGUGGAGGAGGUUUUUCCGAACGCUGCUGAACGCUGGCCGCCGCUCGCCGGCGUCCAUCCUGACGGAACUGAAGGAGCAGCUAGAGUCACUUUACCUUUGAGACGUUCAGCUUUUGGGCUGCGUUCAAAGACGCAUUAAGCUUCUACAAAAAGCUACAUUUCACUACUUCAUAAUAAAACUUUGAAUUAAUCAUUCAACUUUAAUGCUUUUAUUCUGAAAGCACCAGAUGGAACAAUGGACGAAACUAAAAGGAAGUCGAGGACAACU
Messenger RNA from Oryzias melastigma (Indian medaka), 1854 nucleotides. It is a transcript of the gene bub1ba, whose product is annotated as BUB1 mitotic checkpoint serine/threonine kinase Ba. Bases 182 to 1687 code for a protein of 501 amino acids. Gene Ontology annotation, molecular function: protein kinase activity. The record is from RefSeq and is a predicted model, not a curated record. Gene Ontology annotation, biological process: meiotic sister chromatid cohesion, centromeric; mitotic spindle assembly checkpoint signaling. Lineage: Eukaryota; Metazoa; Chordata; Actinopteri; Beloniformes; Adrianichthyidae. The transcript has 14 exons.